GAUGAGAUUUCAGGUACCUCCAUAAGGUAAAAGUGUGGAAAAUUGGGACUUCCUUAUUUUCAGCAAGACGGGGAUCAGUCAUCAACUGGACGUUAGUCAUCAUGCAAUGAAGACAUCAUCCAACCUGGGCUAGCCCAGUCCUAAAGUUUGCCCAAGCGUUACCUAUAUCUGCUUUUGGCUUGGACUACCCUGUACUUAGUAUUAGCAGAACUUUCAUGACUCGAACUCAAGCCUUUCUAACAUUAACAUAAAUACAUGACAAGGUAUAGCUAGUUCAGUUGAUGGAAUGGGUUAUUAUUAUUAUGUCUUGUGCUAAGAAUACAUUAGUCUAACAAGCCUAGGCUUAGGCAUAUUCGAGUCGGCCUAUUUGCAAACUGGUGGUUGUAGGGUGUUAAAUAAACUUUUUCGGAAAAGAAAAUAAUAUUGUUAAUUAUUUUAGCUUUUGUUCUAUUUACAUCUUGCUCCCUUAACUUAAGUAUGAAAUCAUGGUAUCAAAUUGCAUCAAGUUUCUUUACAACACUAACAGAUAUUAUUAUUAUUUUUGUUUUGCUUCAGGGAAAAAGGAAGUUGAUGUCUUGGUCCAAUGGCAAGAUGGCUCUCGAAAUGUUGUUUCAAACAUUGACCUUGUGUAUCGAGGGCCCUUAAAGAAAAAGAAACUUGUCAAGAUGAGAUGGGGAGCAACAUGGUGGAGAGGACAAGUGAUGGAUUUUGAAAAGGAUGUUGAGAAAAAUGCACCCCUGACCUCUGUGGAAACCAUUGGAAAUGAGCAUCUGACAAACCUUGAGGUAGCAGAGUCUAUGACAGCAAGCUAUCGGGAGAAAGAAAUUCCUAGUGAAACAGCAUUUACACCGAGUGUUACACAUGAUCCAGACAUCCCAAACACAGGUUCUCAUACAGACAGCCAGCUGAAUCCAUUAAGGAGAUAUGAAGAUAUCAGCAAUAGCAAGACAGAAAUCUGCUCAAAUUUCACAUGUAAAGAUGAGAUUUUUGCAGCAUGUUCCAUUUGCCAAUGUCUGUUAUGUUUUGAACACUUUGUAGGUGAUACAAAUUGUGAAUCCCAUAACGAGUUCUUCUAUGCUUACAAAAUAACUGAAGAGCCUGAAGAUGGCACUGAAAAAAAUGAAUCAGUAAGCGAAUUCAUACUUCAGUCAGAGAGUGAAACUUCAUUUGAAUUGCUUUCAACUUCAUUUGAAGAGGACACAUGGAAAUAUAGCAAUAGUGAAGAUGGUGUUAAUCAUGACAACUCAGCAACCCACACACAGUGUCGAUAAGACGAUUAUGUAGAAGUUAGUUCAUAAGCAAUAGAAACAGAUCUCGGUCCUGUUGAAAUGGACUUGCAACCAGAAGAUUUCGUAGUGGAUGGAGAACCUCGUACACUUAACACAACAGAGUCAAUGAACAAGAGAAGUUUAUCCAGAAAUAAGAAUGUGAAAGACAAAAGAAACAGUGGUAUGGGAUAUUUCACAGAAAAAAGCAACAAAUAUAUUCCAGGACGGAAAUCACAGUCCUUUGUGUCUUGUUCAAAGUACUGCAAACCACGAGGGUUGUCAUGUCAAGAGUUUUCAGAGGUUGCUAAGCAUGAGAUCAGAACAGCCUUUUUUACCCAUGAUUUGCAAAAACAAAGAGAGUGGAUAGCAAGAUAUAUCGAGGUAAAGAAACCUCGUAAG
This is a messenger RNA of Acanthaster planci (crown-of-thorns starfish), 1667 nucleotides long. RefSeq lists its product as uncharacterized. The record is from RefSeq and is a predicted model, not a curated record. NCBI's taxonomy places the organism in Eukaryota, Metazoa, Echinodermata, Asteroidea, Valvatida, Acanthasteridae.